Guyanagaster necrorhizus is the source of this 684-nucleotide messenger RNA. RefSeq lists its product as uncharacterized. The record is from RefSeq and is a predicted model, not a curated record. The coding region runs from base 1 to 684 and encodes 227 amino acids. The transcript has 5 exons. NCBI's taxonomy places the organism in Eukaryota, Fungi, Basidiomycota, Agaricomycetes, Agaricales, Physalacriaceae.
AUGCAGCACCAGAAAGCACAAGUCAAAAAAAGAAAAGAAGCACCUACUGUGACUAGUGAGCAACAUGGCAAGCUGGUAACUCUGCAGCAGCACAUUGAGGUUCUUGAUUGGUAUCAUGCUAAUGGAAAAAAUCAAUCCAAGAUAGUAAAGCAUUUUAAUGCCAAAUAUCCACAUCUUAAAAUCAAACAGCUGCUUGUCAGUGCAUGGAUAAAGGCAGAAGACAAGUGGAGGGAGGAGCAUGAAAAGAGUGGGGUAAAUGGCCAUCAAGUGAAGUGCAUGCAUCAAACUCAGCAUCUAGAGAUAACUGAGAUGAUGGAUUUAUGGAUCACAAAGGCAAUGGCAGAUGCAUUUGCAAAUUUGAAGAGGGUAUCAGAGAAUAAGAGACUAGAUGAAGAACAAGAGUGCAUCAAGGCAAUCCUAGCUAAAUAUGAGCUCUGUGAUAUUUAUAACAUGGAUGAAACAGGCUUGUUUUAUAGUAUGUCUUCUGACUGUGGUUUUGCCAACAAAAACCAUUCUGGUGUUAAGAAAAGCAAAGUUCACUUGACAUAUGCAUUCACUGUAAAUGCCAACAGCUCUGACAAAAAAGAGCCUUUCAUCUUUGAAAAAGCCCAUAAACCUCAUUCUUUUCAAAAGAAGUCAGACAUACAGCUGGGCUUCUACUACCAUAAUAAUGCAAAAGCCUAG